CACACCAUGUUUCCUGGACAAGCCAUGUGGACGGAAAAUGAACUGUAAUAAGUCUUCUUCUAACAAGCUUCCCUCAGUUUCCAUUCAUUAUUGAGCUUUAUUUUAUGCGUUUCAGCCCUCUUUUGUUCUUUUGGAGCUGGAGGCCAUUUGCAAACUCCAAUUACCUGGUCUCUUUGAGCUACCAGAUUUUAAACCAAGAUCUGUUAGAAGAAAAAAAAAAUCAGGGUUCAUGCCGAUGGAAAUCGUAAUUAAGCUGAGUUCGGUUUUGAAUCGGAGGAGAUAAUUAGUAUCAAGCUAAAUAAAUCAAUCAAUCAUCAAUCAAGAUGGAAGAAUCUGCAAACUCCGUGCUUUCUUAUUUUUAUUUGGCCUUGAAUGAUCUCUACAAGUUGGUGUGGACUUUCGAUGAUGACACCCGCGCAGAGGUACACAUCAAGCUCCUGAUGGGGAAGCUAAGGUGUCUCAGAACAUUUAUUAUUUGUUCAAGAAGGUUUGGAAACGAGACGCAUCUGAAUAAUGAUGCGGACACAACUUUGGGCUCUCUUCUGGUCAGGAUUGAAGAUGUGGUUUGCAGAAACCACAGGGCUAUCAAAGAUUAUUGUGACUUUCUUUUAUUGGAAGGAGACGAUGAUCCUACCUUUUCGGGGAAGAAAGUUGGUAAAUUUCGACGGGACGUGGAGUCAUUUGAGGAAGAAAUGAAACAAUGGUACACCAGUUUCCCAUAUUAUUACUCGCAGCUGUCAAGUUCCCCAGUUAUGCCCAUUCAAGUCAUUCAUAUUGCUGAUUCCAUCCUGGAGAGUGUAGAGGAUUUCCUUUUCCUCCCUGUAGAUGUUACACAUUUUCCUCCACCACCUGUCGAAGCCUUCAAAGAGAACAUCACAUUCUUGAGGAAUUUCUUCCGGUUUGCCACUCUUCCUGGCGCAGAUGAGCCCCGAGGACUCCAAGAAUUGUUUACUUACGUUGAACCUCUUGCUAUAAAUGCAGCUCAUAUAACAGAAUGUUUGUUUUCAUCACGUAACUAUUACCUGAAACCUUCUCCAAUUCAAGCUUCCAACAUUGAUGGAAUGAUACUGUCAAUUUCUGCUUGGAUGGAAAAAAUCAAACAUUUCGAUUCUCAAGUUUAUGCGACUCACACUCGGGUGCUGGCAAGCUUGAAGCAUUUGAUCAGAGAGUUACCUGUUCCCGCUCUCAACAUAUUUGAUGAUGAUCCCACAUUCAAUAUAAUGGAGAAUUUCCUUGUUUCCCUACUAUAUUGUCUUUCGGAGAUGCUAGAACGGGAUACUGUUCCUGUGGUUUCUAUGAAGAAUCAGUUGCAAGCCUUGUACGAGGCACUAAGAUCCUUGAGACUUAUUCUCAAGGAGCAGCCAAACAUGUUUGUCGAUGUCAAAAUAAGGGAUCUUGGAGUUGUGAUUUGUGAUGUUGGAGUCGUGAUCUUUUCACUUUAUCAUAAAGAAGAUACUGUAAUUGACGUAGGGGUUUCGGAUUUGCUAGAAAAAAUUGGUGUGAUCCAUACAAAGGUUGAAGAGCACGUAUUGGAAACAUCAGAGUUCAACUUUCCUGAGGUGAUCCGGACCAAGGUUGAAGAUCAAGUACCGGAAACAUCAGAGUUCAGCUUUCCCAAGACCAAUGUACUGGGCUUUUUGGAUUUUCUGUUGGACAAUUUGAUGGAAGUGAAAAGUUGCAAGGUUGAUCUAGGUGCCCAAAUGUGCAUACAAAAAAUUGGAGAACAUCUUCUGUUCUUGAGAUCAUUUCUAGGGGUACUUGUGGUGUUGCAAAAUCAACAAGAGGACCUCCAAGCUCUCCAUGAUCUUGCUGUAGAGUUGGCAUUUAAGAUGGAGUUUCUCAUUGACCAAUUAGUGCUUAAAGAUAUUCAGGAGUCUUUUUCAAGUUCAACUACAACCAUCACUGAACAAAUCGAGAUGAUCAAGGCAGAUGCCAUGAAGAUUUUCCAUUGCAGCAGACAACCCAUCCAACUACGGAGACCCACUGCCACGUUAUCUAUGGUGCCAUCAGAGAGUAGUACCAUAGCAGCUGACGAAGUUGUCGGUUUAGAAGCUGAGACAACAUCGAUUAUUGAUCGACUUACAAGAGGGUCGAAGAAGUUGCAGGUUGUUGCCAUUGUGGGCAUGCCUGGCUUGGGAAAGACAACAAUAGCACAAAAAGUUUACAAUCAUCCUUCAGUUAGGCACCAUUUCAAUGUUCAUGCAUCGUGUACUAUUUCUCAAGUAUUCGAAACAAAGGUAGUCGUUCUUAAGCUCUUAACUCAAACUCUCGGAAACCUACCUAAUGGAUAUCUUGAGAUGGAGGAAGGCGAUUUGAUCCAAGAACUUUGGCGUUCUUUGAAACGGCGUAGAUAUCUCAUAUUUGUUGAUGAUGUAUGGGACAGGCAGGCAUUUGAUCGCUUAAUAGGAUCAUUUCCUGAUGAUUCUACUGAAAGUAGGAUUCUCUUGACUAGUCGUAACCAUGAUGUUGCUCCUGAAGCUAUACUCGAUGAAAAGCCUCAUCAUCUCCGUCAGUUCACUGGCAAGGAGAGUUUGGAGUUGCUACGGAGGAAGUUGUUCCCUGGGAAAGAUUGGCCUGCAUCAUUAUAUGAAUUAGGGAUGCAAAUUGCAGAAUGCUGUAAAGGGUUGCCUCUAACAACUGUCAUUGUGGCUGGAAUUUUGUCAAACACAAAGCCAGAGGUUUGGAAUGAAACUCUUGAAAGUAUAAGCGCAGACACCAUCUCUGGUACGGAGGUUUGCAACAAUGCAAUUGAGCUGAGCUAUCAACAUUUACCAGAUCAUUUAAAGCCGUGUCUCCUGUCUUUUGGAUCAUUUCCUGAGGAUCAUGAGGUUUCUGUCAAGAGGUUGAUUUGGUAUUGGGUUGCUGAAGGGUUCGUGCGAAAAGAUAAGUCGAAGAGUUUAGAGAAGGUGGCAAAAGAUUACUUGAAGAAUCUUAUUGGUAGAAGCUUAGUUAUGGAGACACAGAAAAGUUCAAGAGGAGAUGUCAAAACUUGUUGCACGCAUGAUUUGCUUCGUGACUUCUAUUUGAGGAAAGCCAAAGAAGAAAACUUGUUCCAGGAUCUGUUAUCUGUCAAUAAGAAGCCGAGCAACCUCCCAAGAUUGGACAUCGAAUCUUGUAAUUAUCUAAGCACAACAGGGUCCAUUCUAAUUAGUCCUCAUUUCCGUUCCUUAGUUUCCUUUGGUCAGCUCAUUUUUUGGAGUAAUAUAAGCGUUGACAUCUCAUCCAACUUUCGAAUGUUCCAGCGUCUCAAGGUGUUGAAUAUGGAGCAAGUUUGGACUGGCUCUAAGUUUCCUAAGGAAUUAGGACUUCUUGUCCAGUUGAGAUAUUUGGCAAUGGAAACUCAUUAUGAUGUCAGCCCAUCAAUAGGUAACCUCUCUAAUUUACAAACUUUUAUUAUCACGUCGAAUUUCGCGGUACAACUGCCAAAAACAUUAUGGAAUCUGCAAAAACUGAGACAUCUUUGCUCAGGCCACCCGGAAAAGGACCUUAAGUUGCCAAUCGAUAAUCUUGACAGCUCCUCUACAAUGAAUGAUCUAGAUAGUUUAUCAAAUCUUUUGUGUACCGAUUGGGACGUGAUGGAAAAGCAAUUGAGAAAGUUUCCAAACAUCCGUCAUCUAAAGUGCAAGCUCCAUAAAGAGGAGGGCAAUGGAGGCAUGAUCACAAGUAUGGCAUUUGCAUUCCUGAGUUUGCUGGAAUCGCUUACUGUGUCAAUUCAGCCUCUCCCAAGGGAUUCAUUUGUGUUUAUUUUUCCGAAGAAUCUCAAAAAGCUGAGCCUGGAGGGAUGUAAGUUGCUGUGGACACAAAUGAACCCAAUUGCGGAACUGCCUCAUUUGGAGGUACUGAAAUUACUCCAUGAUUCUUUCAUUGGGAAAACAUGGGACGUGGAGGAAGCUCAGUUUCCGAAACUUAGAUUCCUGAAGUUGCAAAGGCUGAUGAUCAUCAAUUGGACAGCUUCGGACGAGGAAUUUCCCAACCUCCAGAAGUUAGUAUUGAAAGAUUGUGGUUGGUUGAAACAGAUUCCUGUUGAUUGCUUACAGAAUGCUCCUUCUCUUGGAGAAAUUGAGGUCUCCGGCAGUAGUCGUCGUCUUGAAGGUUUUGUGGAUGAAAUCCGAGAAACGCAGAUAGACAUGGGGAAUUCGGUUUUCAAGGCCACGGUUCUCAACCUCAGGGAUGAUGAUGAUGAUGAUGAAGAAGAAGAAUACGGCGCCAUCGAGUAUGCCUCCUCCGACUUCGACUUCGCCACCGAUCUGGAAAGGGAUGAAGAUAUUGAAGCCCACUUCUCUUCAGUUUCCUUUUGUGAACCUGAAAUUUGAUUGAAAGAUGGAAAUAUAUUAAUUGAAAUUUGAAUUUUUUAAAAGGAGGCCUUUUCCCAGUCCUACAUUGUGUUUGCUAUGUUACGGUUAUUUGAUAGGGCAUUACGAUUCUGAUUAUCAUUCAUCGUUGUUGAUCGUUUCAACUUUGAAAUGUCCAAUGUUCUGUAUAACAAUGUUCAUUGUGCUCGUAAGUUGGAGGAGAUUCGUAGUAAAUAAUUAAAACAAAGAAAUUAG
This is a messenger RNA of Oldenlandia corymbosa var. corymbosa, 4547 nucleotides long. The record is from the annotation of a GenBank genome assembly. Lineage: Eukaryota; Viridiplantae; Streptophyta; Magnoliopsida; Gentianales; Rubiaceae.